AUGGAGCUUAUUAGAGUUAUGGUUGAUGCUAGGUACAAGGAUACACAAGCAGAUAUCAGGGGCAUCAAAGAAUCCCUUGCAAAAUUAACUGGCACCUCCCCUGCACCUAUCUUUGAAAAAGCGGAUCAAGAUGAUGCCCAAAAGGGGGAGAAAGAAUCCUUGAGAAAACUUGAUGUUGACCCCAAAGCAAAACCUAAUGGUCAGCAACAACAAAAGCCAGGAUCUGCCAAAGACACUUCUUCAAAAUCCUCUAAAAAAAUUGAUGAUGGAAAGAAAAAGGGAGUUGAUGAGACCCUUAAUAAACAGACAGAUGAAGAGAUUUUAGAAAAACAGAAGAGAAAAGAUACAGAAGAAAGCAAGACAGAUUUUUGGAAGCAGGAACAAGAGAAAAAGAUGAAAAGAGAAAACAAAGCUCAAAAUAUUGGCACUUCUGAUAGAAGAAAAUCUUUCAGAAACAACAGACCACCAUUAGCCACAUUUCCCAAAAGAACUACUGCUUCUAAAAAGCCAACUACAACCAAACCAAGACCUUCACCCCAAUAA
Molecule: messenger RNA, 543 nt
Organism: Helianthus annuus (common sunflower)
Lineage: Eukaryota; Viridiplantae; Streptophyta; Magnoliopsida; Asterales; Asteraceae
Exons: 1
Coding region: 1-543 (180 amino acids)
Source: RefSeq, a predicted model, not a curated record